This is a messenger RNA of Melitaea cinxia (Glanville fritillary), 477 nucleotides long. Its product is annotated as junctophilin-2-like. The record is from RefSeq and is a predicted model, not a curated record. Gene Ontology annotation, cellular component: endoplasmic reticulum membrane; junctional membrane complex; plasma membrane. The coding region runs from base 1 to 477 and encodes 158 amino acids. NCBI's taxonomy places the organism in Eukaryota, Metazoa, Arthropoda, Insecta, Lepidoptera, Nymphalidae. The transcript is spliced from 3 exons.
AUGCAGCCGAGCGAGCUAGCCGACACCGCGCACGCCGCUAGCGGAAACCCCCCGCAGCGUGGCCUCAACGGUGGCCGAUUCGACUUUGAUGAUGGUGGUACAUAUUGUGGCGGUUGGGAAGACGGCAAGGCCCACGGUCACGGUGUGUGUACGGGACCGAAAGGACAGGGUGCGUACGCCGGCUCCUGGCACUUCGGAUUCGAAGUAUCCGGCGUCUACACCUGGCCCAGUGGCAGUUCAUACGAAGGACAAUGGCAGAAUGGCAAACGACACGGUUUGGGUGUGGAAACGCGCGACCGGUGGUUGUACCGGGGCGAGUGGACGCAGGGCUACAAAGGACGAUAUGGCGUCCGGCAGAGCAGCACGAGCAACGCCAAGUACGAGGGCACCUGGGCAAAUGGCCUCCAAGAUGGAUACGGUUCAGAAACAUACGCCGAUGGAGGUGAAAUGUUUGAAUGGUUUGAGGCGGCCCUGUAG